Cylicocyclus nassatus is the source of this 532-nucleotide messenger RNA. The record is from the annotation of a GenBank genome assembly. NCBI's taxonomy places the organism in Eukaryota, Metazoa, Nematoda, Chromadorea, Rhabditida, Strongylidae.
AUGUACGUGCAUACGAGCCUAGCUCAAAAAAGUCAACACAACUUUAGAGAUGUUCCCUCACCCAGCAUACGACUGGUAAUAUUUUCACAUAAACAUGCCGUACUCUGUGAUUACUACAGCGAAGAGGAAAAAGACAGGACAUCCACAUAUUACAAGAUCAGCCAUCAGGGAAUGGCAAUGGUGGUUAUUAUGGUUCAUCAUGUAACAAUUGUAUUGCGCGACGGUUUCGAACCGCGUCUGAGUUUCAAAGCUUCAUUGAGUUCGUCUUUAUUGAAUGAAAAGAUAACUCCAUGAUGAUGAUGUGGCCCUGGAUGAUGUUGCCGCUUAUGUACGGUGGCUACGGCGGUUAUGGUGGCUACGGCGGCUACGGUGGCUACGGUAACUCUGGUAUAUCUAAUAUUUGGCCUUGGUAUAUGGGCAUGUAUAUGGGUUGCGCCAUGUGUGGAAAUUAAGUCAAAUGUUCCGACGACUCUCUCUGCUGGCAUGCGAUCAUGGCUGUUGUCAUAAUAUUAAUUCAUCGUUGUUUCUGGUU